AUGAUGCCCACGACGAGCAAAAUCCGCUGCUCUUCUUCGUUGACGUCGGGUGGUAGUGAUACUAAUACGCACAGCAACAGAUGCGUCGCUCGUGGUGGUGGUUUUUCUUCCUUUAAGGAACAACAACAAAAGCAGAAAAAAUCAAUCAGCACUUUUCGAUCAAAAUCAUUCUCAUCGGACGAUGAGGGUAAAUUAUUAAUAAUGAAUUCGACUCCUAAUCCAAUCGAGGAAGAAGAAGACAUGAUUGAAUACUGCGUCCUCAAAUCAGACGAAGACCUCAUUCACCUCUCGUUAACGAAAAGAGACGUGUUUCGAGCACUCGUAGGCAUCGUGGGUAUGGUAGGGAUGAGUACAGUCGUGCAAGGAUCUGCCCCGCCGUUUGCUCGAGCAUCCAACGGGGAAUCCUCUCUCAACAAGGCGGCUGACUCGGAAAAAGAUUUUAAACAAUUGAGAAAAGACGUGAAAGCUUUGAUGGAAAAAGACGCAAACUUAGGGCCGACUUUGGUACGAUUAGCGUGGCAUUCAUCAGGUACGUACGAUAAAAUGACACAAACCGGGGGUUCAUCUGGUGGAACUAUUCGGUUUAAGGAAGAACUCGCGCACGGCGGCAACGCCGGGUUGGACAAGAUGGUGGCGGCUUUGGAACCGAUCAAGGAGCGAAAUCCAAAAAUUUCGUACGCGGAUAUGUACGCGUACGCGGGGAAAGUCGCCAUCGAAGAAAUGGGCGGGCCAACCAUGGAGUUUAAAUACGGAAGAGUGGACGAGAUGGACCCGUCGAAAGUGACUCCGAAUGGGCGCUUACCUGAUGCGGAUAAAGGCGAUCACGCCGGACCAAAAACGACGCAAGGUUUGAGAGACGUCUUUUAUCGAAUGGGAUUCGACGACCAGGAGAUUGUCGCGUUAUCUGGUGCGCACGCCUUGGGAAGGUGUCACGCCGAUGCCAGUGGUUACGUCGGCCCGUGGUCCUCCACGCCUUUGUUGUUCAAUAACUCCUAUUACGGCUUAUUGAAAGGCCUCAAAUGGACCGAGAAUACAAAGACGAAAAAAUUCCAAUACGAAGAUCCGAGCGGGCAGCUCAUGAUGUUACCGUCCGAUAUCGUCUUAUUGGAAGACGAAAACUUUAAAAAAUACGUGGACGUGUACGCGAAAGAUCAGAAAAAGUUCUUCGCGGAUUUCAAAAACGCGUUCGAGAAGUUGGAGUUACUCGGAACGAGCGGAUUGAAUACGCUAAAGGAAUAA
Molecule: messenger RNA, 1239 nt
Organism: Bathycoccus prasinos
Lineage: Eukaryota; Viridiplantae; Chlorophyta; Mamiellophyceae; Mamiellales; Bathycoccaceae
Product: cytochrome c peroxidase
Exons: 1
Coding region: 1-1239 (412 amino acids)
Biological process (GO): hydrogen peroxide catabolic process; cellular response to oxidative stress; response to reactive oxygen species
Molecular function (GO): heme binding; peroxidase activity
Source: RefSeq, a predicted model, not a curated record